Molecule: messenger RNA, 2224 nt
Organism: Chenopodium quinoa (quinoa)
Lineage: Eukaryota; Viridiplantae; Streptophyta; Magnoliopsida; Caryophyllales; Amaranthaceae
Product: sugar transport protein 13-like
Exons: 5
Coding region: 383-1942 (519 amino acids)
Biological process (GO): monosaccharide transmembrane transport
Cellular component (GO): membrane
Molecular function (GO): monosaccharide transmembrane transporter activity
Source: RefSeq, a predicted model, not a curated record
ACCUCCAAUUUCGUAAGCUAAAAUAGCCGCCUAUUUAGAAAUUUAAUAAAAACAAAAAAAUAAAAAAAUAAUAAUAAAGAAAGUUAGAAAUAUAAAAGUCUAAGUCAACAAUUACACGUGGAAAGAUCCUAAACAGCUAGAUUGUACUCAAUUCACAUUCACAUUUUGUAACACAAUUAAACCUUUUUAUUAUCUCAUUUUGGAUUAAUCUUUUAUUUUCUCUCUCCUCCCUUUCCUAUAUAAAUACACCCGUUACAACUCUUACUUUACAGUAGACAAAAGUCACAAUACAUAACUCACAAAAUCUUUCAUAAGAGAAAAAACGAAGUUUAGUUUAUAAGGAGAGAAAGAAAGUGUUAAAAAGAAACACUUAAGAGGGGCAAUGGCUGGCGGAGGGUUUGUAGCGCCGUCGAGCGGAGUUGUUUUCGAGGCGAAGAUAACUCCGAUUGUCAUUAUUUCUUGUAUCUUGGCUGCCACGGGUGGUCUUAUGUUUGGUUACGACGUUGGUAUUUCAGGGGGUGUGACAUCAAUGAACCCUUUCUUGGAGAAAUUCUUUCCAGCAGUGUACCAUAAAAAAAAUUCACCAUCUGCUAACCAAAGUAACUAUUGUCAAUAUGACAACCAGGGGCUGCAAUUAUUCACCUCAUCUUUAUACCUUGCUGCCUUGGUUGCCACUUUUUUCGCGUCGUAUACAACCAGGCAGCUGGGGAGGAGGCUAACGAUGUUGAUCGCCGGGGUUUUCUUCAUCGUCGGUGUGGUGCUUAAUGCUGCUGCUCAAGAUCUUGCUAUGCUUAUUGUUGGUAGGAUUUUGCUUGGUUGUGGAGUUGGCUUUGCUAAUCAGGCAGUUCCCGUGUUUCUAUCAGAGAUAGCACCCACCCAAAUUCGAGGUGGUCUUAAUAUUUUAUUUCAGCUCAACGUCACCAUCGGUAUUCUUUUUGCCAACCUCGUUAAUUAUGGCACCGAUAAAAUGAAAGGAGGAAAUGGAUGGAGGGUGUCAUUAGGAAUUGCAGGAAUUCCAGCCUGCCUACUAACCUUGGGAGCUCUCUUUGUUACGGACACACCUAACAGUCUUAUUGAAAGAGGGCGCUUAGAUGAAGGCAAAGCCGUUCUUAGAAAAAUUAGAGGCACAGAUAACAUUGAGCCUGAAUUCAAUGAACUCGUUGAGGCUAGUCGUAUUGCCAAAGAAGUCAAGCACCCUUUCAGAAAUCUCCUUAAAAGAAGAAAUCGCCCCCAGCUCGUUAUUUCUAUUGCCUUGCAGAUCUUUCAACAAUUUACUGGAAUUAAUGCAAUCAUGUUCUACGCCCCGGUCUUAUUCAACACCUUAGGAUUCGGAGGCAAUGCAUCUUUGUACUCAGCAGUGAUCACUGGAGCAGUAAAUGUCCUCUCCACUGUCGUCUCUAUUUACUCUGUGGACAAACUAGGGAGACGAAUUCUUCUCCUUGAGGCCGGAGUUCAGAUGUUUUUGUCUCAGGUGAUCAUAGCCAUAAUUCUCGGGCUUAAGGUCAAGGAUCAUUCCAACGAUCUAGGUCAUGGCUAUGCAAUUUUAGUAGUCAUAAUGGUAUGCACUUUUGUCGCAGCCUUUGCGUGGUCAUGGGGGCCUCUUGGAUGGCUAAUCCCUUCGGAGACCUUCCCCUUGGAAACCCGAUCAGCAGGGCAAAGUGUGACUGUUUGUGUUAAUAUGCUCUUCACUUUUGUCAUCGGACAAGCUUUCUUGUCCAUGCUUUGCAAGUUUAAGUUCGGUAUUUUCCUCUUCUUCUCUGGGUGGGUCUUGGUGAUGUCCCUUUUCGUAGUUUUCUUGCUUCCUGAAACCAAGAACAUCCCGAUUGAGGAAAUGACCGAGAAGGUAUGGAAAAGACAUUGGCUUUGGAAAAGAUUCAUGGAUAACGACGAGGACUAUGUUGGUGGAAUUCAAGUUAACUCGAUCAAGCCAGCUAAAUGGUAAAAGUAAUGGAGCUACUGCUGCACUUAAAAGUUUGGUGUAUCAAUUUCAAUGCAAUACAAACCUCAAUAUUUGUUAGUAAUACAAUUAUUAUACAGUAAUUUAGCUGAUAUGAUGGAAGUAAAUAGGAUAUUGACGAUAAUCAGGGUAUACUUUGGUAGCGAAACUGUGCCCUUCCUACUCUUAAUGAGCUAGGAUUUUCUAUAAUGAGUGAACAGGCUUAUUUCUUUGAUUCUCUACUGAUUUUUACGUUGUUUAUAAAAUGUUGAUGCAAUUUCACAUUAA